This is a messenger RNA of Morchella importuna, 1296 nucleotides long. RefSeq lists its product as uncharacterized. Lineage: Eukaryota; Fungi; Ascomycota; Pezizomycetes; Pezizales; Morchellaceae. The transcript is spliced from 2 exons. Bases 1 to 1296 code for a protein of 431 amino acids. The record is from RefSeq and is a predicted model, not a curated record.
AUGCCAGACCAACCCUACACAUCGGACCUCCGGAGGCGCAUAGCCGAGCGCGUCACCGGGUUCGUCCCCCCACGCCAGAUAUUCACCUCUCCCCGCCGGCGCAUACCUCCUGAGCCUGUUCCUAUUCCUACAACCCUCCGUCCCCCUGGGCCCAACCGUUAUGACCAAGACUCGGAGCGAUCUCAAGCCAGGUUGCAAGGCUCGCAAAAUUCCGGGAGCCCGCCAAGUCGUGGUAACUCUCCACCACCUGAUGCUCCUGCUUCGAGUCCUGCAGACCAAUCGACGCUCGCUACACCCUCUCGUGGCGGGACCAAAAGGGCUGCUGGACAAUCCCCUGAGCUUGCUUCCGAGCGGGGUAGGAAAGCAGGCCGUGGAGCUCGCCUCGUGAGAUUCGCUGAUGACGAGGACGAAUCCCCGCGCCCUCCUGGCCGGCGAAGAAGCAAAGCAAAUCUGGAAACUUAUGUCAUGAGGUUCGCUAUUGACGAAGGGCAGCGGUCUAACACCCCGCCACCUGCGCCCGUGCGCCCGUCCCGCGGCAGGGGACCACGAGGAUCGAUCAGCCGUGGUUCGCUAUCCAUGCCGGGGCGACGGGGACGACCAGCUACUCUCGGUCUUUUUGAGACACCUCCGGUGUUCCAGUCGUUGAAAAUUAAAGAUUAUGAUGUCUUUCAGGACUCAGAUAAUGAGUCGCUUCAUUCCCCUACUGCAGGGAAGAAACCGCGCUUAGCACCCGCGGUUCUGAGGGGUAGCCGUGGCCGAAGGUCAACUACGGGAGGGAGGACAAAGACUCUUGUGCCGGCAAGUACUCGGGGAGGGAAGAAUAAAGACGCCCAAGAGCUCCUUGGAUGGGAUAAUGAGGAGCUUCAGGAUCACCCCGUCUUAAAGCCCGAGACUCCACCACCCGCCAGUCCGGCCACAUCCGAACAGCAAGAUGAAAUUACGGAUGCAGCUUCUGUGACAUCUGAUGAAGGAUAUAUCAGUCCCCUCAGGGGACUAGACGCGGUAGUCGCACUCGCACGGGCGCAAGCACAUAACGCGAUUGAGAGAGCUACCUAUACGGAGCAGCAGAAAGCGUUGGACUCGCUGCGUGAUGCUAGGGAGCGGCGAAUGGAGGAGUUUAAUAAGCUGGCCAAGCGGCAGGCAAAGAAACGGCUUGAGCUCCGGGGAAAUAGAGCGAUUGAUGGAGCAGCGCCGACCAGCGCGGAUGGUGGGAAGCCAGACCUGGUAUGGGUGAAGGGGAGGCCAUAUAUGAGGUCCCCCCCGCCCGCUGAGAAGGAUCCCAAGGGCAGCAGGUAG